This is a messenger RNA of Cadophora gregata, 2266 nucleotides long. RefSeq lists its product as uncharacterized. The transcript has a single exon. Gene Ontology annotation, molecular function: oxidoreductase activity. Gene Ontology annotation, cellular component: mitochondrion. The coding region runs from base 480 to 2072 and encodes 530 amino acids. Gene Ontology annotation, biological process: carnitine biosynthetic process. The record is from RefSeq and is a predicted model, not a curated record. Lineage: Eukaryota; Fungi; Ascomycota; Leotiomycetes; Helotiales; Ploettnerulaceae.
UGUGCAAGUGGUUCAUGAUCCUCUAGGGAUUGAUUACCUUAAUUGCAAAGCUAUGAUUGACUCGAUCGGCGACUUUGGUUUGUGACGGCACCUCGGGAGUCGGGACCUCGAGGCUGAAGGCCCGGCCCCGGCCCCUCCUUGUGGCUGGUGUGAAUCGCAGCCACAUGUGGCUGGACUGCCUGCCAACCUUUCUUUACCUUACCUUAAGCUCGGUUCGGCUCGACUUUCUGCGGCAUCAACAGACAACUUUCUCCUUUCCUCCAUUCCCGCUCAUAAAAGCCCCCUUGGUUCUGGUCAACUACUCUACCCGGCGCACCCCGACCUCGCACAACAGCACUCUUGUCUCUGACGCUGGUCAGUAGGCCUCCCACUGCUGCAUCACCUACCUGCUCUGUCAGAUCUCAUCUCAUCUCAUUUCUGGGCCCCAGCUCCGUCCAUCGAUCAGAGCUUUCACGUGGUCCAGUAGACCACCGCUCCAGAUGGAGGGCAUUUGCCGCAGCACACGACUCUUGUCUCUUGCCCGUCUAUCAUCCAAGCACACCAAUAAGACAAUCAGAACCUUCUCGGUCUCGGCUUGUCAACGCCACCGUUGUGAAGGGCAAACACGUCUCACUCAACGGCCGACUGCAUUGCCGAGAGGGUCUCGGGAUAUUGCAUCGCAAGUACGAUACCAAUCAACUGAGGAAGCUGUGUCCCAGGACUCUUCGCCGUCUAGAGACUCAUCGGCUGCUUCUGGUGUCCUUCGUGGACCUCGCAGUACCACAAGAGAAGAAUGGCUGACUAGGGAAAGUCCUGAUGGUAUCCCUGACAUGAACCUCGAGUAUGUCAAGAUUGGCGAUACCGACGGAGCCUUCCAUCCAGUCUUCCUGCGCGAUGCUUGUACUUGCCCCAGAUGUGUCGAUCCAUCAUCAACACAGAAGAAAUUCCAAACCACCGAAAUUCCUAGGACUAUCAGAGCAACGUCUGUCAGGGAACAGGACAAUGGGGAUUUCGCAAUCACGUGGGAGAACGAUAUCCCUGGAUUUGGACCAGACCAUCUUUCUACCUAUACAUCCAAGUUCUUCAAAACAUGCGACACCAGAAGUGCCAGAGCACGGGACCGCUCUGAUCACGUUUACCCUCGUCCAUGGAGCAAACGUCGAAUUGAGGAAGAGCUUCAAUUCUUUAACUUCACCGACUAUAUGGAAGAUGAUAAGCAACUUUUCCGAGCUCUGUUCCAAUUGCAGACUCGCGGGCUUCUCCUUCUUCGCAACGUCCCCAAAUCCGAAGAGUCUGUUGCAGAGAUUGCAGGUCGUAUCGGAACCAUUCGAGACACCUUCUAUGGACGAACUUGGGAUGUAAAGUCGGUCGCAGAAGCCAAAAAUGUGGCGUACACCCACCAGUUCCUUGGACUCCAUAUGGACCUUUUGUAUAUGACGAAUCCUCCGGGGUUUCAAUUCUUGCACUGCUUGAAGAAUACUUGCCAAGGCGGCGCUUCCUUGUUCAGUGACACCUUUUUUGCCGUCAAGAGCUUGUCGCCCUGGGAUAUCAAGGUCCUAUCUACUACAGACUUGGCUUAUCAUUAUCGUAAUGCCGGAGAACACUACUACUACGAACGUCCUGUGUUAGAGUUCAAUGCGCCCAUAGCCCUCAAAACCGACAAUACACCUCUCAGUUUCGUAAACUACUCACCACCAUUUCAAGCGCCGUUCCCAAUUACCAAAAGUGCGCAGGGGCCUGUGUUCCCCAAGAUCGCCAAGGCGCUGCGGACCUUUGCUCAUCGCGUCGAAGCACCCAACGCCUUGUUCGAGUAUAAGUUGAAAGAAGGCGAGUGUGUGAUCUUCAACAACAGACGAGUUCUUCACGGUCGGCGCCAAUUCGAUGCAGGCAACGGAGAGAGGUGGUUGAAAGGAACAUACAUCGAUACGGAUGUGUUCAGAAGCAAGUACCGAACUCUAUACGAGAAGUACACUGGCACAGAUAUCAGUGAGCCGGCCAGCCAGUAUGUGUUUCCAGGGAAAUUAGAGGAAGGUCAAGCGUAUCGGGCUAGUAAGAGGUGGGACGCUGGAGAUGCAGCUGUAGCAAGCUCUUGAGUCAUCGAGGUGGAGCUCAAUCAAUGUACGAGGUUCCUGGGGGUAUGUCGUCUCUGUGCGUGGACUUAUGCAGAUGAUUGGCAGUGUUGUAAGAUAGGAUGUAGCCAGUUUCACAGUGUAUAGGUAUACAUAAAAAAGGAUCAAGUCAUCAGGGUACACAUUUAAGGACAAAACUUAACAAACUUUCCUGAAUA